AUGUUGGGAUAUCACUAUGCGUAUUUUCACGAUGCGGUGAAAAAACUGGAAGGCAACCUCAGAGGGUCUUUGGAGGAGGACAAGCUACCUAUCAGAUUGCAGUUCUUCAAGACAAGCACAUCGCACCGUGGGAUAGAUGAUAUUCGCUUACCACCUAUUAUCGAAACCAGUACUUUACUAGAGGAAAGAGAUAUUUGGGUAAAGUUUUCUCAUAUCAAGCAGCAAUUAUCCAACAACUACGACAGAAAUAGGGAGUAUGAAGCGCCCAUCUCCGAGUCUCUUUCGAGAAUGGGUGUUCCCCAAGAUGAGCAUCUUACUGCUGUUCACAUGCUAUUCCAGGCGGUUGAGGACGCCGGCGACCCCGAGCUCCCUGUUGUACUGGCUGUGUGGGACAACACUUACCAUGGUAGAGGUGGAGGUGGAGAUGGAUGUAGGCCCCAUUCGAUUCCUGCGAGCAGAUCAUCAAUCCAGGGUUUGGAGCAAGUGACAAUCGAUAGUGAUAUUAUCACAUACUCGCCCUCAUGUGCUAUUUGUUUGGAGGAUUUUGAACAAGAACCAAUCACUGGGUUGCCCUGCCGACACCAUUUUCAUGUACAUUGCAUUGUUCAGUGCCUGGAGAUCAGCCACAUGUGUCCCCUCUGCCGAUACCCAAUGCCAACAGAAGAUUAA
Molecule: messenger RNA, 669 nt
Organism: Rosa chinensis
Lineage: Eukaryota; Viridiplantae; Streptophyta; Magnoliopsida; Rosales; Rosaceae
Product: E3 ubiquitin-protein ligase RNF165-like
Exons: 1
Coding region: 1-669 (222 amino acids)
Biological process (GO): protein ubiquitination
Cellular component (GO): cytoplasm
Molecular function (GO): ubiquitin protein ligase activity
Source: RefSeq, a predicted model, not a curated record